Messenger RNA from Octodon degus (degu), 1241 nucleotides. Its product is annotated as histone PARylation factor 1. Gene Ontology annotation, molecular function: histone binding; poly-ADP-D-ribose binding. Gene Ontology annotation, cellular component: nucleus. The record is from RefSeq and is a predicted model, not a curated record. Lineage: Eukaryota; Metazoa; Chordata; Mammalia; Rodentia; Octodontidae. The transcript has 8 exons. The coding region runs from base 80 to 1120 and encodes 346 amino acids. Gene Ontology annotation, biological process: regulation of protein ADP-ribosylation; DNA damage response.
UUCUGAACCCGGAAGUACUCGGCUGAGCGCGGAGGCAGCCGGAAGGCGAGGCUCUGCGGGUGGGCGCCGCAGCUGCAGGAUGGUCGGCGGCGGCGGGAAGCGCAGGCCCGGCGGGGAGGGGCGCCAGUGUGUGAAGGCAGAUGAUGCGAAGAAAAGUAAAUCCUGUGAAGCUGAUGUCUCCAGUGAUCUUCGAAAAGAAGUAGAAAAUCAUUAUAAGCUCUCCCUUCCUGAAGACUUCUAUCACUUCUGGAAGUUCUGUGAAGAACUUGAUCCUGAAAAGCCAGCUGAUGCACUUUCCACAAGCCUUGGACUACAGUUAGUGGGUCCUUAUGAUAUCCUCGCUGGAAAACAUAAAAUGAAGAAAAAAUCAAUAGCCUUGAACUGUAAUCUUCACUGGAGGUUUUACUAUGAUCCUCCUGAGUUCCAGACCAUUAUUAUUGGUGAUAAUAAAACUCAGUACCACAUGGGGUAUUUCAGAGAUUCUCCUGAUGAACUUCCUGUAUAUAUUGGUACAAAUGAAGCAAAGAAAAAUUGUAUAAUUGUUCAAACUGGAGAUAAUGUGUUUGCUGCAGUCAAAUUAUUUUUGAUGAAAAGGCUUAAAGAAGCAACAGAUAAAAAGAAAGUUAGUUUCUUGAAAAACAUAGAUGAAAAACUCACACAGACAGCAAGAAAAUUGGGGUACUCCCUGGAACAGAGAACCGUGAAGAUGAAACAGAGAGACAAGAAAGUUGUGACAAAGACCUUUCAUGGUGCAGGCUUGGUUGUUCCAGUAGAUAAAAAUGACGUUGGGUACAGAGAACUGCCUGAAACAGAUGCUGACCUCAAGAAAAUUUGCAAAACCAUUGUUGAGGCUGCCACUGAUGAAGAGAGACUAAAAGCCUUCGCUCCCAUCCAGGAAAUGAUGACUUUCGUGCAGUUCGCUAAUGACGAAUGUGAUUACGGCAUGGGGCUGGAGCUAGGGAUGGACCUCUUUUGCUAUGGAUCACAUUAUUUUCACAAAGUGGCUGGGCAGCUUUUACCUCUUGCAUAUAAUCUGUUGCAAAGAACUCUGUUUGCAGAAAUUAUCGAGGACCACCUGGCCAACAGAAGUAAAGAGAACAUAGACCAGCUGGCAGGAUGAGUGAGUUUGCUUGAGUGUACCGUGUUUUAAACCAUUAGUAGGGAAUGUGAGGGGUGUUUGUUUGUUUGUUUUUAAGGAAUACAGAAAAUAAACUGAGGAAAACAUUUACUAAAAAUUUUCA